Messenger RNA from Zingiber officinale, 1475 nucleotides. Its product is annotated as G-protein coupled receptor 1-like. NCBI's taxonomy places the organism in Eukaryota, Viridiplantae, Streptophyta, Magnoliopsida, Zingiberales, Zingiberaceae. Gene Ontology annotation, molecular function: G protein-coupled receptor activity. Gene Ontology annotation, biological process: adenylate cyclase-activating G protein-coupled receptor signaling pathway; cell surface receptor signaling pathway. The transcript has 9 exons. The record is from RefSeq and is a predicted model, not a curated record. Gene Ontology annotation, cellular component: plasma membrane. Bases 69 to 1073 code for a protein of 334 amino acids.
CGUCUUCUUCAUCGUCUUCCCCAUUUCCACCUCCGCACAGCUCAGGCGAGAUCCAGGUGAUCGAUCCGAUGAAGGCGGCAUCGGCAACCAUGUUGUCGGCCGCGGCGGCCAUGAAAGCGUUGUCUGAGUCCUCGGUGCCGUCCUCGGCGGGUCUGAGCGUGGCCGACCGCCACACCUUGGUGGCGAUCAGUGCCGGUACGGCGGCGCUGUCCCUCGCCGGAUCGUCCUUCAUAGUCCUCUGCUACCUCCUAUUCAAGGAGCUCCACAAGUUUUCCUUCAAGCUUGUCUUCUUUCUCGCCCUCUCCGACAUGUUUUGCAGUUUCUUCAUUAUGGUCGGGGAUCCGUCUAAUAGUUUUUUCUGCUAUGCUCAAGACUACAGUGUGCAUUUCUUCAGUGUUGCAUCAUUCUUGUGGACAACAACCAUUGCGUUUACUCUUCAUCGCACUGUUGUUAAACAUCAAACUGACGUGGAAGAUUAUGGUUCAAUUUUUCACUUGUAUGUUUGGGGCACUUCACUUGCUACAACAUUAAUUCGCUCCAUUGGCAGUGAUUAUGGACAGCAAGGGGCAUGGUGUUGGACUGAACCUGGACGAACAGGGAAGAAGGUAGCUCAUUUGAUAACUUUCUAUGGGCCAUUAUGGGGUGCCAUACUUUACAAUGGCUUUACAUACUAUCAAGUGAAUCAUACUCUAAACAAUGCGACACGGAUGGCAGUGGCUUUGUCAGAGCGACCAAACCAAUCUGAUUUGAGAGCAGACAGAAAGGCAUUCAAUCGGUGGGGCUACUACCCCUUGAUUUUGAUAGGAUCUUGGUCAUUUGCCACAAUUAACCGUGCGUAUGACUUCAUUAAUCCCAACCACAGGAUCUUUUGGCUCUCAUUUCUUGAUGUUGGUUUCGCUGGACUCAUGGGACUAUUCAAUUCAAUUGCAUAUGGCCUUAAUUCAUCUGUACGCCGAGCAAUUGCCGAAAGAAUCGAUUUAUGGGUUCCUGAGAAAUUUCGAAGGUGGUUACCUGCUGCAAAGCUGAGAAGCUCCCAAGAAACUGAGCUCACUUCACUAAUAGUCGAAGGCUAGAGAUGAUCACAGGGCCGGAUGCUCUUUAGGUCCUCUAAUGCAUCUUUCUUCAGCCUAAAAGCACCUGAGAAUGGGAAUUACUUUGACAAUUGUCGGGGAUCUUUGCAGCUUCAUGCUUCAUGCACUGAUAUUUUACUAUACAUCCCUUGGAUAUAGUAACCAUUGAAGAGGUCUUCCCUGUAUAGAUUUUGGAAGCUAAAGAAGAUGAGAAACGAUUUAGAUGCGAGUAAAUAGUAAAUUAUCGAGUCCAAGCUUCUUUGAAAUGGAAAGUUCAUUAUUGUGUGCAUUAGUCGCUUUUGAAUUCAAUCACCAAAUGCUUUAUAGCUCUGUAAUGGAAUUAAUAUUUGAUUUCAUGUUGAUUCUCAUGAUUAGAAAUUUUUCAUGCAAUUUAUAAUUUUGUUA